Rotaria socialis is the source of this 321-nucleotide messenger RNA. The record is from the annotation of a GenBank genome assembly. Lineage: Eukaryota; Metazoa; Rotifera; Eurotatoria; Philodinida; Philodinidae.
AUGAUCACCUAUACCGUCAAUGGUUGGCUGCCUUUUCAUCAAUUACUAAUCGACAUGCAAAUGAUUGAUAAUGAACAACAAGCAUUUGAAUUAUUUCAACAACCUGAAUUAAUUACAUCAAUUGAUCAAGAUUCAUCAUUUCAAAUUUUUACAGCAAUACCAUCGACAAAUAUUCCAUCUUCACAACAGUAUACACGAGCACCAUAUGAUAAUAUAUUAUUUAAUGAUGAUCAUGAGCAACGACAAUCACAACAACAACGAACAAUAUUGAUAAACAAACGUUCACGUGAACAAAUAUCUGACGAUGAAAAUAUUCCAUAA